Messenger RNA from Jatropha curcas, 1464 nucleotides. Its product is annotated as Translation initiation factor 3 protein. Gene Ontology annotation, biological process: translational initiation; ribosome disassembly. The record is from RefSeq and is a predicted model, not a curated record. Gene Ontology annotation, molecular function: ribosome binding; translation initiation factor activity. NCBI's taxonomy places the organism in Eukaryota, Viridiplantae, Streptophyta, Magnoliopsida, Malpighiales, Euphorbiaceae.
UCUCUCUCCUAAGUCCUGAGCUUAUCAGCCGAAUUGCCACUCGACUUUCACUCUACCACCAGAGCUAAUGGCUGGGAUCACCAGCACCAGCAGCUUCUUUAUCCUAACCCCGACAACAAGCAGAACGACGCCGUCUUUACUCUCUCUGUCCUCUCUCGAAUCCAAGCUCUUCGGCCUCCGAUUGCCUGGCUCCAAUCUCUCCAAACCCGACUCUUCCAUCGCUUUAUCGUACGCCUUCUCCAUCUCUGAAGUCACUGCCCGUUACGGUGGGUCCCGUUCCGGUUUUGAUUCCCGCCGAUCGAGGAAGAGUGAUUCUGAUGAUGAGCAGGCUCUUGAUAUGUCUAUUAUUAGGUCAGCUAGUGUGAGGCUCAUUGAUGAGCAGCAAAAUAUGGUGGGAGUGGUGCCUAAAACUCAGGCAAUUCAAAUGGCUGAAGAUGCUGAACUUGAUUUGGUGAUAUUAUCCCCAGAAGCGGAUCCUCCAGUUGUCAGAAUAAUGGAUUACAACAAAUAUAGGUAUGAACUGCAAAAGAAGAAGAAAGGACAGCAGAAGAAAAGUGCUGCAACUCGCAUGGAUCUAAAGGAACUUAAAAUGGGUUACAACAUUGAUCAACAUGAUUAUGAUGUACGUCUGAGAGCUGCUCAGAAGUUUUUAAAAGAUGGUGACAAGGUUAAGGUCAUAGUGAACUUGAAAGGCCGUGAAAAUGAUUUCAGAAAUAUUGCUAUUGAGCUUAUCAGACGUUUCCAGAAUGAUAUUGGGGAGCUUGCAACCGAAGAAAGCAAAAACUUUAGAGACAGGAAUAUUUUCAUUACUUUGGUACCAAAUAAGGCUAUUCUACAAAAAUCGCAGGAGCCGCCAAAGAAAAGGGAAAAGUCAGCUACAAAUGAAAUAUCAGCUGGCGUAUGAGUUCAGUUGGAAGUUUCAUGAGGGUUUUUAACUAAGGAUUAUUGGCAGUGAUCCUAUGAGCGUGGAACUCCAACAAUAGAAUUCUUUAUUCUUCCAGGUUGAUGCAACUAAAUUUUUCCAUUUUGUGGCUCGAACAUAGCAACAAUAGUCGUGGAUGGAUCAGGCCAAUCAUACAAGGGCAAGAAUUCUCUAAACCAUUUUUUGAAAGUUGUGAAGCUGCCUUCCUGAGGUUUCUGCAUAUGGUUUGUGUUGCUGAAUACAUUAAAUCAUCAUAUGGAGUUUCUAGUAAUAGUUACACGACCGGAGAUCAACGAUGAGAAUUUGUCUUGUGGAUUAUGGUUGUUUUUCUCCAAUUCAAAUGUUCAAGAGCAAUACCCACUCUUGAUUGGUAUCUUUUUGAAUUAUUAAGUAUAUAGAACUAUAGUUUUCUCAUAAAUUUUUAGUGGAGAAAGGGUGGAACUUUAAUCUUAAACAUUGUAUGCUGUGAGACUACCAAGUAGUAUUGUUGAUUUAAAAACAAGUUUCUCUAUUAAAUUUUUUAACGUACCAAAAUUGGGAUA